Molecule: messenger RNA, 1810 nt
Organism: Spirodela intermedia
Lineage: Eukaryota; Viridiplantae; Streptophyta; Magnoliopsida; Alismatales; Araceae
Source: the annotation of a GenBank genome assembly
AUGGAAGGGAGGGAAAGCAUGAGCUCGGAGGUGACGGCGCCGCCGCCGCAGGAGGGCGGGGGGACCUUCCCCCCGGUGAUGUUGCCGAGGCCGGAAAACCCUAGUCAGGGCGGAGGAGGAGCGCCGGCGAUUGCAACAGCGGCACCGGCGCCGGCGACGGUGGAGGCUCCGGUGGCGGCGGCGGUGGGAUCGCCGGCGCCGGUGAGCAUGGUGAUGCCUGUGUUCAAGAAGAAGAGGGGGAGGCCGAGGAAGUACGGCCCCGACGGCAGCCUGGUUAUGCCGCUGAGUCUGAUGCCGAUCUCGGCGUCGGCGCCGGCCGGCGAAUUCUCCUUGUCCUCGGUGCCGGGGGUGCUGAUGAAGCGGGGUAGAGGGCGGCCGGGGGGCUCCGCCAGCAGGCAGCAGCAGCAGCAGUGGGGACUGGAGAUCGACUCUUUCGGUAACAACUAACACCUUCAGGCACAGCCAUACUCUCUGCCAUUCCAGUAGAUCAACAUGAUCAGAUCAUCCAACUAUCCUCUUCCCUCUCUCUCUCUCUCUCUCUCUCUCUCUCUGUGGCUGUUUGAAGAAGGAACAUUACCUGGAGUGUUCAUUAUCUGCUGAUAACUUUGAAAAACGUCCUUCCCAGAUGAAUCGGUCGCCUGCUCCGCCGGUGCUAACUUCACGCCGCACAUCAUCACGGUUCCCGCCGGCGAGGUACGAUCACUGUCUUCAUGCUGAUAAUCUGACCCAAUAAGCGACGGAAGUCCCAACUUGCAGUUUUGGUUGCAUUUUCUGUGAACAAUCACACAAAUCGCAGUAUUUGACUCUUUUUCCCCAAAAACGGUCGGUACCAUGCUGCACGAUUGAAUCUUGUUUGAACAAUCGCAACACAUUAUUGAACAAAAGAUGAAGGAAAAGAGAAAAAACAGGCCUUUUGAGAUGCACAAUCCUGUGUUUUAUGAGUGUCGUGGUCUUUGAUUCUCUAAAAUCACGGCUGUUCUGAUCAUCGGGCCCUGAAUCCUGACGUGGGCAGGAUGUGACGAUGAAGAUCAUCUCAUUCUCUCAGCAAGGGCCUCGGGGAAUCUGCAUUCUCUCCGCCAAUGGCGUCAUCUCCAACGUCACGCUCAGGCAACCAGACUCCUCCGGGGGUACCAUGACCUACGAGGUUGGAUUGAUAUCCAUCUGCUCUGUCGGCAUCGUCUUCCCUUCCGUGAUCCACAGAUAGAAUGGUCCCCGGUCUUCUGGUUUUUCAAUGCAAGUGCUCUUGUAGGGUCGCUUCGAGCUCCUUUCCUUGUCUGGAUCGUUCAUGCCCACCGAGAGCGGAGGAUCGAGGAGCCGGUCCGGGGGGAUGAGUGUCUCCUUGGCGAGCCCAGACGGUCGAGUUGUCGGAGGAGGAGUCGCCGGGUUGCUGGUGGCCGCUAGCCCUGUUCAGGUUCUUCUUCUUCCUCCUGCUCCAUCCAUACUUUUUGUCGAAAUCUCCCCUCAACCGUGGAAGUUCAUCAUCCUCCUUUCCUGAAAUCAUCUCCAGGUGGUGAUCGGUAGCUUCAUACCGAACUAUCAGAUCGAGCAGAAGACGAAGAAACCCAGAGUAGACCAUACAUCGAUGUCCGCUCCACCUGCCGCGAUGCCAAUCUCCUCCGCCCCCAUGGAAGAGGGAUUAUCCACCGGGCAAGGGCAAGGGCAAGGGCAAGGGCAGAGCAGUGCGACCCCGCCAAGGCCUACCCCGCCGGGGACCUUCUUCCGGGGGGAAAACUGGAGUUCCUCCCUGCACUCGCAGCCGGACUCGCGCGAGUCCCCCGCGGAUGUCAACUUACCUCUUCCGGGAGGGUGA